Bombus pascuorum is the source of this 2803-nucleotide messenger RNA. RefSeq lists its product as uncharacterized. Bases 588 to 2465 code for a protein of 625 amino acids. The transcript has 12 exons. Lineage: Eukaryota; Metazoa; Arthropoda; Insecta; Hymenoptera; Apidae. The record is from RefSeq and is a predicted model, not a curated record. Gene Ontology annotation, cellular component: membrane. Gene Ontology annotation, molecular function: glutamate-gated receptor activity.
GACAUUAACGAUGCCAUAAGCUUUGAAGCUUGUAAAUAAUUAUGUGUUUUGUGUCAACCAUGAGUUUGUAAUUCUGUUUGUACAUUUUUUAUUGUCGUUCUUAUCUGCCGUCUGACCGCACCCUUAAUUUACGUUUGUGUACAAUAAAGCGCUCACAUUGCACGUAUCGUCGUGUUCAGAAGCUUGUGUAUAUAUUGGCGUCACCCCUUACGUCGAAUCGUACUCCCAACAACUUGAGAGGAGGUUAUACUCAGGCUGACCUUACGUUGACACAGAGAACUUGGCAAAAAAGAGAGACGACGCUGGACUACACGGGAAACACACGAUUUCGAGAUUAAACAAAGGGUUUCGGGACACGCCAUGAUUAACCCUUAACGCUCCGAUUUUUAAUUGUGAAUAUCGACCGGCAACCGCAACUUAUUCUCAUCACACUUCGACUUGCAAGUUUUUAAGUGUCAAAUUUUAAAGAGUAGAGCGCCGCACAUCGGUGGUACUAGAGAGGCGCAUUUGUAACGGUUAAAGGUUAAGUUGCGCGCGAAAUAAAUUAAAUGGCAGGAAUGCUUCCAUAUGAAUAAUCGUAUGAGCUCAUGAUGAAGAUGUAUUCGUUGAUUUACAUAUUUGUAGCAUCUAUUUUUGUAGUGAUGGCUGAUAAAAGAAAUAUCUUCUUAUGGAAAGGAAAAUCAUGGAUCGCAGAUGAAUAUUUUACGAAACUUAUCAAGUUGUCGUUUACUUCUUCUAGAUGCUGCAACGUUUUUUUAAGUGAUACAACUGAAGAUUCGGAAGUAUUGUUCAGUCAAUUCAGAAGCAUCUAUUCAUCCAAUUACCUCUUGCAAUCGAACACGCACGACUGCCACGAAUUCUUUUUGUUGGGAUCAAGUGAAGAAGGAAUCAUGGAGUCUAUAAAAAAAAUACCAUUGCUACAAUGGAAUACAAAAAUUCUGAUUAUAGUGAAUAACGGUAUUUCCAAUGAUUCUCAUCUAUUGAAUACUUCUGUAUACGGAAUUGCAAAUAUAAAUAUUAUCUCUAUGUCGGGAAUGUGGAUGCUAUCAAAAAACUACAUAAAGCCGCGAGUCUUUAUUAAAGUUGACAGAUACAAGGAAAUCCAGAUAAACGACAAGGUAAACUUUCAUGGUAAAGAAUUACAAGCUUGCAGCGAUUAUAUUCCUCCUAUGACGUACUUAAACCGUACGAUUCAGAAAACGAUUAAUGGUGUACAAGCAGAAGUAUACACAAUGGAUAGUGAUUUGGAUUGGGACGGUAUCGAGAUGCGGUUGUUUCUAAUAAUGGCGGAAAAAUUGAAUUUCACGUGGACUUUGAGGAAACCAGAGGGAAACUACACAUAUGGCAAACGAAUCAACGACACAUAUUGGAUGGGCGGUAUAAUACAAAUGAUACGUGAUCAGAAGGUAGAUUUAGCGUUCGCCAGUAUUUGGCUAAUAUUGGAUCAAGAAACAUUCGUGCAGUUAUCCGAACCUUGGUACCAACUACAUAUGCAUUUUUUGGUACCUCGUCCUCGUCGAACCACAGGCUUUUUGGCGCUCAAAAGGCCAUUCUCAGAAGAAGUUUGGUUCUUACUCUUAUCUGCAUUGCUGCUACACAGCUUCUAUACAUAUGUUCGGACUUGGAUCGAUCCCAAAUUUCCAAAACGAUAUCGUAAUUUUCUAAUUAUCCUAACCGAUUUGAUCGGCUGUUUACUAAGCAUGUCGGUACCGAAGAGCGUCGGAACCACGAUCAACAAACUACAGAUUCUUUUCUGGCAGACUGCAGGCUGGUUAAUAAUUACAGCUUAUUGCAGUAGCCUUGCGGCUAGACUUGCGAGUUCAGACUACGAGAGCAGAAUCGAUACCAUCGAACAAUUUGUUGAAGCAAAUUUGCAAUGGGGAAAAACGGGUCAACCACCUCCGUUCGCCGAUUUCUUCGACCUCACGAAUCCACAUGCAGUGAAACUGUUGAAUAGAUAUCGUCAAGUACAAAAUAGUACACAGUUGAAGCAAUUCAUUAUGCAAGGUAAUUACGCUAUUGCAGGAAAAAUAAUAGAUACUUACUUUUUUCCAACCGACUAUAUAUCAAGCGAAGACUUAAAGAAUUACAGAUUGAUGAGAGAACCUGUGGGACACUUUUAUGCUGUUUUUGCCGUUCAACCAUGGCUUCUAAAACCCAUAAACAGGAUCAUCCUCUGGUUAAAGGAAGCCGGCAUCGUUAUUUGGCAUUUGCGCGAUGUUAUUCGUAGACGGGAUAACUAUAAUCUACGCGAGGUUUUUGUGGAGCACGAUAAGUACGACGGACACGUGCAAGUUCUCGGAUUGAUGCCGCUCGGCGCUGGAUUUUCUUUGUUACUCGUUGGCCUAUCGAUUGCAACGUUUGUAUUUUACUUGGAGUUGAAACGCACUGCUAAACCUGCCUCUGUGCGCGAUCGACCUCGCGAGAUCGAUAAGAAACACGAUGCAUAUUUAUAUAAUUGUUAGAUCAUUGUACAAGUAGAGCAACCUCGUCGUCAAGACGUUGACAAUUUUAAUUUUCACAAAAAUGUGAAAUAUUUCAUCAAAAGAUUAAUAAUCAUUAGCAAUUUGAGGACGAGAUUUUGUUGUUAUUUCUCGAAAAAAUAUGUAUUAUUACAAUUUGUACGUUCAGGAAUUUAUAAAGUAAACUGUAAUCUAAAGUCACAUUAACUUCUCAAUGUGAUUCAUCGAACACUGAGCAUCGUAUACAUAUGUGGUACGCAAGCACAACCAGCAUAAAAAUAUAGUGUAUCGUGUAGUUACAUAAUAAUAAAUUAAUGAUCCAUGAUCCAUGACGAAUACUU